GGAGAAAUUUAUUAAAUUAAAAUCCUAACUCAUGACUUCGGACUCAUAACUGAUGCUUAUAAUAGGUUCAUAGUUUCAUUUUUCUUGGUGCCACGUCACAACUUAAAUUACACGUCGCCACGUUUAUAUUAUUUGAUCUCAAUAUAUGACUUAUCAACUACACCACAACACUUUCAUAAUUUCUUCAAAAUUUAAUUUGCUAGUCAAAUCUGAAUUGGCGUUUUCAUCACCAAAAUAUAUGCAACUAAAACCUGAAUUUGAUUAAAUUCUUGGGUUCUUUAUCGUGUCAUCGUAUCCUAUACGACCCCCUCUAAAUUCGACGAGAAAGAUCAUCAUUUCUUUCUCAUACCCGAUACCAUAAACUAUAAAUAAACAGCUAAGCAUACUUGAGUCUUCAGUGUGUGAAGUCGUCACUUCAAAAAGAAAAAUACGAGUACUUUCUUGUGAAUGAAUCCCAAAUCCCUUUGACUGACAAUACAUCCAAUUACAUGCCACCACAUCAGCAACAUCAACAAGAAAGUCAAGCACAAUACAGUAGGACCACCCUGCGCAUUAAAUUCAGUAAUGGUGAUUUGUCUUUCCUCCACAAACUGGUAAGUUUGUAGUAACAGUGACCCAGCGCACCACAAAAAAGAAAUCACCCUUUCUCUUUCGCCAGUCAAAACUAAACCCACAAACACAGAAAAACGCACUACUAACAAUUACACCCAAACACAUUCCCCCCCAUUAACCAAAGUCCCCCUCAUAAAGGAAGCAGGCAAAUAAAAGCACCAAUUCCACCUUCGUUUAAUUGCCCUGCACCUCAAUCCUCAUCAUCAUGAUCCUCCACCAUAUAUCUCCUGCUCCUUCACCGGCGCCGGCACCUUCACCUUCGUUGCCUCAUCCGUUUCAUCAUUCGUCAACAUUGCCAACAACUUCAUCGACGUCCACGUCAGCAUCAAAUUUAUCAGCUACUCCACCUCCGUCUAAGUUACCCGUUGAUUUUAGCCCUCCUUUGAUUGCGAUGGUCGUUAUUAUCGCUACUGCUUUCGUCAUCAUUACGUACUCCCGGCUACUCUCACGUCAUCUUCUCCGUCUACACGGCCGUUAUAGACUGUGGCGCCGCCGUCGUCGACGUUACGUACCGUCUUCGUCUGCCGGAGAUAUCGAGUCGCCUCCUUAUCCGUUUGAUCCUACUGAUGCUUUCCAUGUGCUUUCUCCUUAUGGAUUGGACGAUUCAGUGAUCAAAACGAUACCUCUUUCGGUCUACACUCGAAAAAGCGGCGUUUAUGAUUGUGCGGUUUGCUUACUGGAGUUCGAAGAGGACGACUAUGUGCGUACGCUUCCAGUUUGUUCACACGCCUUUCACGUUGACUGUAUUGAUAUAUGGCUCAAAUCACACGCGAAUUGCCCGUUGUGUCGUGCCGGAAUAUAUCGUCCAGAGUCACCGUUCACUCCUUUGAUGGCAGCAAGGAUUCGCCCGAGCUUCGAUGAUAUGAUGUUGGAGAGCACAAUUCUAGAGCCUUUAGCUGAAAUUCAACCAGAAUCCGAGACAACAACAGUCUCGGAGAUCACACAAGAAGCAUCUCCAACGAGAAACGUUAACAUCCAAUCAGAGGAGAGAUUUAACGGACGUGAUAUUUUGCUAAAACGAUCUUACUCGUUCGGAUUCGAGAGGAAUUUGGGAUCAGAGAGACUAGUACUUGAGCCAGCAACAGCUUCACCAUGGCGGUACCGCAGAGCAAUAGGAUCAGGUUCCUUCUGGAGCAAAAGACCUUCACCUUUCAGCUCGUUAACAAAGCCAAGAGUAUUCUCCUUCCGAUACUACAGAGGAAUGAAAUCACCGUUCUUCCGUCGGACUAGAGGUGGAUUCUUUCCGUUAUCGGAAUCCAGCGCGAGAUACAGUAGCGGCGGCGGUGGAGGAUCGUCAAGAAGAAGCAAAUCAUUCGCAAGUCCAAUGUUCACGAGAACAUCGGGGCCGGCAGGUGGUGGUAGUGUAUUCUCAUCUAGCCGGUUAAGGAGUGGUGAUCCAGAAGCAUUGCUGUCACCGGACAGAUAUCACAGACGGUGAAUAUUAAUGAACAGGAUCAUUAAUGAGCUUUUUGGGGGAAACGCACAACCGUCCGAUCGAGGAGGGGCGCGGGUGAUGGGGUCAGGUAACAUUAAUGGUGGGAAGUGAGAGUUACAUUGGGAAGAAGAAGAGGAAAUUAAUGCGAUGCCUGCUGGCCCUGUUGCGGUCAUUUAAUACAAGAGAGAGGGGGGCUGUAAGUGUUGGAAAUACUGAAAAGCAGAAAAAAGCUAUGUAUGCAUUUAUUGGAAAAAUUAUUUUUGAAGUUCCGAACCA
Capsicum annuum is the source of this 2323-nucleotide messenger RNA. Its product is annotated as RING-H2 finger protein ATL65. The coding region runs from base 818 to 2050 and encodes 410 amino acids. The record is from RefSeq and is a predicted model, not a curated record. Gene Ontology annotation, molecular function: transferase activity. NCBI's taxonomy places the organism in Eukaryota, Viridiplantae, Streptophyta, Magnoliopsida, Solanales, Solanaceae. Gene Ontology annotation, biological process: protein ubiquitination. The transcript has a single exon.